GCUUAGCAGUUUUAUCAGUUUUGCUUUAAAUGUGAGUUUGUUGAAGAGAAAAAGCGUUUUCUUUUACUAAGCUGAUUUCUUCAGUGACUUGAAGUGAAGAAGAGCGCAGCCAGCGGAGCGUGAAGACAGAAACCGGAGCUUAUCGCCAUGUUUUCCAGCCUAAAUACGGCCGGCUGCUCCUCUGUCCUCAGCUCCGGGGCAUGUUGUUGUUCUCCUGAGGAUGAGGAUGAGGAGGAGGAUGAUGAUGAUGAUGAGGAUGAUGAUGACGGCUCGCCCCCGCCCCUCCGCGGCUGCGUCACACAGGCUCCUCCUGUCCUCCUAGCUGGAGCUGCACAUUUCCAUCCCCAUCAGAGGAACCUGGCAGGAUGGAGGCCCUGGUCAACGAGUGGCUGUGGCAGGAGCAGUACUGGCUGCCCCCCGGGGCCGGCUGGACGGACAUCCAGGCCCCCGGCGGGCGCUUCCCCUCCCCGCGGGACCUCCUCUGCACUCUGCCGCUGGCCCUGGCCUUCAUCGCCCUCAGAUACGGCUUUGAGAGGCUCGUCGGCCUCCCUUUAGGGAAGUCUUUAGGGGUCAAGGAUCGGAUCCGGAUCCCAGCCGCGUCCAUUCCAAAGCUGGAAGCAUUCUACAAGCAGAACAGCCGACAACCAUCAGAAGCGGAGGUGGGGAUCUUGGGGAAGCAGUGUGGGCUCUCCCACAGAAAGAUCCAGACCUGGUUCAGACACAGGAGGAACCAGGACCGGCCCAGCAACACCAGGAAGUUCUGCGAGGCGAGCUGGCGGUUUGCCUUCUACCUCACAGCCUUCACAGCAGGGCUGGGCUCUCUGGUUAACACUCCGUGGUUCUGGGAUCAGAGAGAGUGCUGGAGGGACUAUCCCAGACAGCCGGUAGCCGAGGCCCACCGCUGGUACUACAUCCUGGAGCUGAGCUUCUACCUGUCCCUGCUGCUCUGUGUCUCUGUGGAUGUCAAACGGAAGGACUUCAAGGAGCAGGUGGUGCAUCACAUUGCCACCAUCUUCCUGAUUGGCUUCUCCUACUGCACCAAUUUUGUGAGAGUCGGCACAGUUGUGAUGCUGCUGCACGAUUCCUCUGACUUCCUCCUCGAGUCUGCGAAGAUGUUCCACUACGCGGAGUGGACGCGGACCUGCGACUCCCUGUUCAUCGUCUUCGCUCUGGUCUUCCUGCUCACCAGACUGGUGGUGUUUCCCUGCAAGGUGGUCCACUCGACCCUGACAGUAUCGCUGGAGUUCUUCCAGCCUUUCUUCGGGUAUUACUUCUUCAACACUCUGCUGUUAGUGCUCCAGGCACUGCACGUCUUCUGGGCUUACCUCAUCCUGCGCAUGGUCUACAAGUUCCUCUUCCUGGGAAAGGUGGAGCGGGACGAGCGCAGUGAUGAGGAGAGCGAGGUGGACGACAACGAAGAGGAAGAGGAGCCUGAGGAAGAGGAGGGUCAGUGCAGCUGGGAGCACAGGAAGGGAGCCAUCAACUCCAAGCUAGCAUCCCUGGCUAACAACUGUGUGUUGAACAACCUGACCAACCAGAGGAGCCUAAACAGCAGGAUGCCUAAAGCCAGGUAGUGGAGCAGCCCCCCCCCCCCGGACCAAAGCAAAACAGGAAAACAGGAACACAGCUGCACCCAUGUGCUCCGGACAGCCAUUUCUGCCACGUAACUCCUCCAUAACGGUUCGGAUUCAAAGAGGACUUCACACCGACUGGAUCCUGCAUUUCUUCAAAACCUAACAGGGCAUACAAGCACAAGUGAUUGUAGGUUUUCAAAAGGAGAUAGUUCUACUGUAGUUUAGGAAGGUUAGUAUUCUGUGUUGCUUGUUGUCAUGGUGAUGCAGCAGGUUUUCUUGUAAGUAACUAACAAGAGAAUUAGUUUGAUCCUUUUUCCAGACUUUAUUUUUCUGUUGGACAACCCACAUUUAUUAUUCUCUGAUAUUUCAAACAGAUCAAACUUGGGGCUACAGGUUCGGUCAUUCACUCCCACAGCUUUUUUCCCUUCAUUGUACAUAGAUUAUUUAAAAACACUGAUGAUUUCCCCCUUUUUAGAUUAUUUUAUGAACGUUUAACUUAAGAGGCUGUUGGAUUUUGUGAUGUGUGUCUGGGUUCAAAGGGUCUCUGCUGAAGCCUCAGAGGAAACACAGGAUUUUUAGGGUUCCAUUCAGCCCAAUGUGUCAGAGACAUGGCGCCACCUAGAGGGCAAAGGAGAUCUUUACUUUGGAGUAAAGAUCUUUACCUUGGAGGACAAUUGACAUCCCACAGGAUGACAGCGUCAUCUACCACCCUCUUAUGACUUUGAACCUUUUUUGUGUUUUUUUCCUGCUUGUUAGACAACUGUGACAGGCAGCAUGGUUUUCCCAAGAAGCUCUUUCUCACAGAGGGUUCUGUUUUCUGUUGUGCCUUGGGCGGCUGUUUUUACUCUAUUUUAAAGUCUGUGUGUCCGUGUGUUACUUUUGAUGAGGCUGAGGCGGCUUCCUGGACGCACAGUAAAGAUGAAGACAUGCCUGUGUGCAUUUAAUAACCAGAGAAUCUGUGAUUUUGGUUUUUGUAGAUGGCAUAUUUUGGUAUGACAAGACUGGCUUUGUAUAAUUUGCUGGGAAUACAAGACUUGUAUUAACCUUGUACACUUAAGCAAAGUGAAAAACAAAAGACAGAGUCUAUCCGCCACGUACAAGAAUUUUUACUUCAUGUUUUGUGUGUGUGUGUGUGUGUGUGUGUGUAUAACCUCAGAUGCAAAGGGCUUGUUUACUAAAUGACACAUUUUCACAACCAUACAACCAUUUGUUUGUUUGUUUUAUAGAUAUUAAAGCAAGUGAAAGCUCCACUCGCCUGUUCCUCGCUGAUCACAUUUGGGUGUCUUGUCUACUGUGUGGCCGGUUGAAAGGUUUAAAUAAAAUACCCACAGACACUUGAUAAUGUGUUCACUCCAUUUUUUUCAAAGACAGCUUCUCUUCUUUGAAUUUCACAGACAUGAAGGGCUCUUUUUGUUGCACCUCUUAACCAUGCAGACACAGGUCAUGUGACCAUUCUCAUAGAGACACACCCCCUGAGGGGCACAGCACAGGGAAUGGCGUCGUCUAUCUCUAAACACGUGUCGAUAUAAGGGUCCAGCAGCACCAUGUUUGGGAAGGCCUUGUUAAUCCUUCUCUCACUGAGCAGAUAGAUCUGUCCACCCACUGUGGUGCACCCACAGAAGAACUUCCCGUCCAGACUCUCCUCCUCCAGCACGGUCCACUCAUCCGUCUCCACGUCAAAGCGAAGGGCGUGGCCUCCAAACAGGUAGAGGGCGCCAUUCAGCUCGGUGGCAACCAGGUCGUACCUUGGAAAUGGCGAAUAGGAGACCACAUCCCACUGAUCUUCCUCCACGACGUACCUCUGAACCCCAGCAAACACCUCCCCGUUCUCGUCCAGGCCACACGCCAUGUAGAUGCAGGUCCCCAGGACGGCGGCUGCCGCCCUCUCCACAGCCCACACCAUGGGGCUCAGGGCCUCCCAGCCCUCCUCCGAGCCCACAACCAGCCUCUCCACCUCAUCCACCAGGCCCUCGUCCACAGAGCCCCCCAGAACAUACAGAGCUGAGUCCAGCCCCACGGAGCUGUGGCUGUGUCUGGACCGGUGGAGGGCCGGCCCGUCCACCCAGCGCCCGCUGCUGCAUUCGUAGAUCCUGACCCAGUCCACGCUGAACCACAGGACAUCCCUGAAGUAGCCUCCUGUCACAACCACACUGUCCCCUACUGCUGCUACUGAGUACUGAGUGAGGUUCUUCCUCUGGAGAGGGGCACACUUCUGCCACCUGCCACUCAGAGGGUGAAACUGAUACAGAGGCUGCUGGUCCUGGUCGUGAGGCCCACCCAGGACGUAGAGGGUCUCUCUGGCCCUGCUCCGCUUCAGGGACCUGCCCACCGACCAGGUCUCUGGGAAAUGUUCGUUCAUCUUGCUAAUGAGCUUGGCUUGAGGAUCAGAGCACGCCAUUCUGCUCAGGAGCUGAGUGAUAAAGGGCAAGGACAGAGACUCGGGUCUCACCAGCUCCAGGAGCUCCAGGAAGUGUUCCUCCCGCUGGGGUUCAAACAGGACCCAGCGUAGGGCGGCCUCCAGGGCCAGGUCAUCUCUAUCGAUAGCCAGCUCAUCGCUGGCUAGCAGAUGUGCUAUCGUGUCCUUACAGAUGGACAAGAAGUCCUCCUCGGCCGAGACUGCUGGGAAGUGUGUGAGCGCCACCUGGCGAGCGGCGGCGUGCAGCGUGGCCAGGCCCCGCCCCCAGGCGUAGGCCAUCAUCCCCAGGCAGUUGCUGGCGUGCAGCUCCCGCUCCAGGAACUUGCAGCACAGCAGCCGGGCGCGCUCCAGCUGCAGGAAGUCUACCGUCUCCAGGAUCCCCAGGACGUUCUCCCGGUCCAGCGCCGGCCGGCGCCAGCGGCCCAGCUCCAUCAGGACCCUGAAGGGCCGCCGCCCCACCCCUUUGAUCUCCACCUGCCUUUUGGUGGUCUCAACCCCACAGCCAAAGAACAGAGCCCUGAAGUAAGGACUCUGGAGAGCCAGGUGCUGGCGGUUCACAUAGAAGCUCUCUCCUUCCACCAGUAGGACUGCGUCCGGAGGGGGAUCAGCUUCAGGUUCCUCCUCCUCCUGCUCCUCUUCCUCUUCCUCCUCCUCCUCUUCCUCCUCCUCCAUUUUGUUCUCCAGUUCAGACUGAACUUGUAAUCUGUAAUCAGAGUCCGCCAUGCAGGCCAUGUCCCAGCAAACAGCCCCACCGAAUGUCCCCUGCCCCACUUCUGGUUCACACCAGCUGAAGUUCAGCCUGAGUCUAAUAAUAGAACUCCAGCUAAACAAAGCCGGGCCAGAGGCCCGUCUGGACCUGAGGCCUGUUCAGUCCGUAGGACGCCGGAAACACUCCAAAGUAAAGAGCAUCUGUAUCCAAACAUACACACUAAAGUUUGACCUAUUUGAACACGCCAUUUCAAGGGACAGACGUCAGCCCGGCGCUCAGUGAUCUGAUUGGCGGAGCGUCUGCGGGGUCACAGAACUACUUCCGUGUCACGCAGCUAACAUGGCGGAUAAAGAAAAGAAAAAGAAGGAGAGCAUCUUCGACUUGUCCAAAUACAUCGACAAGCCUAUCCGUGUGAAGUUUCAGGGAGGACGAGAGGGUAGGUGUCCGCGGCUGGGGGCUAACUGGGCCGGUUUCCAUCAGAACCAGGCUGGAAAAGACUCACUGCUGUUUUCCCUCCUAGCCAGCGGGGUCCUGAAAGGGUUUGACCCGCUGCUGAACCUGGUACUGGACGGAACGAUCGAGUAUAUGCGUGAUCCAGACGACCAGCUGAAGCUGACGGAGGACACCCGGCAGCUGGGGCUGGUGGUCUGCAGGGGCACCUCUGUGGUGCUGAUCUGUCCUCAGGACGGCAUGGAGGCCAUCCCCAACCCCUUCAUCCAGCAGCAGGACGGCUGACCCCCAGGCCCCCCCGGCUGCCCGGCCCCCUCCUGAGUUUGUUUCUACCCUUUCAGUACAGCUGUGGCUCGGAGAAAAAAAGCUGCUGUCUUGAGUUAAGAAUCAGUAAAAUAAUGUUCAAAUGCACUUCCAUUUUAUUACUGUGUGGGGGGGGGCAAAGUCUGCAGAUUUAAGUUGUAAAGAGCCUGUUUUUGGUAAUUAACAGUACAAUUUUCUUUUUAUCUAAAAGCCAACUUUUUACUGUUUUUGUUUGUUUUAUAAGAAAUAAAGGGAAAACGUGGUGUGAGAAGCA
Messenger RNA from Menidia menidia (Atlantic silverside), 5726 nucleotides. Lineage: Eukaryota; Metazoa; Chordata; Actinopteri; Atheriniformes; Atherinopsidae. The record is from the annotation of a GenBank genome assembly.